Tuber aestivum (summer truffle) is the source of this 2876-nucleotide messenger RNA. The record is from the annotation of a GenBank genome assembly. Lineage: Eukaryota; Fungi; Ascomycota; Pezizomycetes; Pezizales; Tuberaceae.
GGACGAAGCCUCAUCUAACGCACAGAAUGCUAGAUUCUAAUUAGCGAGUCGUGAAAUCCGUACGAAUCGAAGCCGUCCCACCGAAGGGCGUGGACACUACGAGAGAGCGGGAGGCCCGAUAGCAGAAAAGCGCCCGAGACAGUGCACAGCGUUCCUGUAUGUACGCAGGGGGCAUUUCGAGAAGGCUCUAGCGUCAGUUGGAGUUUUAAAAGCGACUGCUACAAUACCGGACUCGAGCACCGGUACUCGAGUAUCAGAACAGUCUAUUCCCCUCGACAACAAUCAUUCACAGCCUGGCCCGCCGAUAUAACUUAUUAUGCCGUAUGAUUUCCAGCAGCUCUCCUCAACUUCGCCAUUGUUGUGCUGCAUGCACGAGCAAGGGGCCCGGUUACAGUAACCGGAAAGCUAGGAAAAAAAUUACACGAUCGGAAGGCGUUAACUCAACUGAGGAUACCAAUUCCCGCCUGCCCCACACGCUUCUCGGUAAAAGGCGGCCGCAUCGACCCUCAGAGAAAGUCGACUCUAUCUCCCCCCCACCCAAAUCCCCAAUAGAGAUCUCUUAAAGAUGCUACCGUUCCUCUCUCUCUUUCCCCUCCCGAUUUGUGGGCCGUUUUUGUCGAUAGCAUUGGGCGACGGUCGCGACGACUAAGCGAGUGCCAAAGUACGGUACGGGCACAUCGAGAAUGGAGCGAAAGGUCGCGGAUCCAGAGAAGACCACCAUCCCUUCUCCCUCCGUGCCGCCGGAUAUCACGGGAACGGGCACGGUACUGUUAAAGGCGCAGUCAUGCGGCCACGGCGAAGACCUUGAGUGGGCUAUUGACACAAGCGGUGAUGCGCUAUCUAGUGCCGGUGGUGAGGAAUUCGAGGUCAGGUGGGUUGGCGAGGACGCUGAUCCCCUCAAUCCACGGAGCAUGAGCAAGUCCCGCAAGUGGCUCGCUGCCUGGGUCGUCUGUCUGGGAGGUGCUUGUGUGUGAGUGAAAAGUUUCGCCUUAUCCGCUGUUCCAGAUUGCUUUUCUUAUUUGCUUUUUCCGGGAAGCAACGUUUUGGUGAUGAGAAUACCGGUAGUGUACUAGUACGAGUACUCGAGUAUGUGCUGAUUAGUGAUGUGGUAGGACAUGCACAUCUUCCAUGUAUACUUCCACCUAUCGCCAGGUUACGGCUGAGUUUAAUGUUCCACAGUUGGCCGCAGUUGGCGGAUUAUCCCUUUAUGUAGCGGGAUUGGGAAUCGGGCCGAUGUUCCUCGGCCCGCUGUCAGAGUUUUACGGUAGGAGACCGAUUUACCUCAUUUCUUUUUCGCUGUUUACCCUAUUUCUACUCCCCUGCGCGCUUGCCCGGCAUAUCGCCAUGCUGCUCGUGUUCCGCUUUUUAAAUGGUAUGGCCGGGUCAGCGUUUCUGUCUGUUGCUGGUGGAACUAUGGGGGACUUGUUCAAUAAGGCGGAAGUCGGGGCUCCGAUGACGCUGUACACCGCUUCGACCUUUGUAAGAUCUAUUAUAACAUUAAGGUAGCGAGAAAACUGAUGGAUUCCAGAUUGGGCCAGGUUUGGGCCCCCUCAUCGGUGGUUUCAUCAACCAGAACGUCAAUUGGCGUUGGACCUUCUGGGUCCUGAUGAUCUGGUCGGUGGUCAUGUUGGCCAGUCUCUACAUCUUCGUCCCGGAAACCUAUCACCCAGUCCUUCUCCGAGACCGAGCCGUCUCAUUGCGAAAAUCGACCGGCGACCCACGCUACCGCGCGCCACUUGAGAAGAUGUCCCGCUCCAUAGCCCACACAGUCCUGCGGUCCUGCACCCGCCCCUUUGAGCUCCUACUAUUUGAGCCGAUGCUUCUACUGCUAUGCAUCUUCUCAGCACUCCUCCUGGGAAUCCUGUACCUCUUUUUCCAAGCCUUCCCCCUAGUCUUCGCGAACGUGCACCACUUCUCCCUGCAGCAAAUCGGCCUAACAUUCAUCGGGAUAAUAGUCGGCAUGUGCCUGGGCGCAUCAACUGAGCCGAUCUGGCAAAGAAACUACGCCCACCUAGUGCGCAAGCACAACCAAAUAUCUCAACCAGAGUUCCGCCUCCCCUCCGCCAUCGCCGGCGGCAUACUCGCCCCCAUCGGGCUCUUUUGGUUCGCUUGGACAACACUCCCGCACUUGCACUGGAUCCUGCCAGUCAUUGGAACGACGUUUUUCGGCAUGGGAACGCUACUGGCGUUCACGGGGAUAUUCACCUUCACGGUUGAAGCAUACCCCGUAUACGCUGCCAGCGCUCUCGCCGCGAAUUCUUUUGUUCGGAGCUCGUUCGCCGCCGGUUUCCCGCUUUUCAGCACGGAGAUGUACAGACGCCUGGGGUACCAGUGGGCUAGUAGUCUUCUUGGGUUUUUGAGUUUGGGGAUGGGGCCGGUCAUGAUUUGCUUUUUCGUUUGGGGGAAGGAUAUUAGAGCUAGGAGUAGGUUUGCUACUGUUAGAGGUGAAAUGGGGUGAAAUGGGUGGGUUGUAGUUUUGUUUCUUGUAUAGGGAGAGGGGCUUGUCUUUUACUCGGCGCUUUGGAAACUAAGAGGCAUAUAUCUCGAUGAAUGAACGCACGAACCAUGCUGUGCCGUAGUGCGCUACACAGUAAUAUACAACGGAUGAGCAAGACCCCCCUCAGACCCCAUUCGACGCUUGCUUCCAUGGGCAUUUACUCACCAUAGGCCCAAACAUGAAAUUCUCCAUUAUUCCUUGAAUGCAUUCCGCCUGCCUUUCCGGGGUUGCCGCCCCGCUGGUGGGGAGUCGGAACGGCCACGAUUACUUGUACGAGCACACGCGGGCCGGGGCCCCUACGAGACGGAUGAGAUGCGGCUUUUCUCUUUCAGACCAUGCAGCAGUAUACAGCAAGUACAGAUUUAGACAGACGAACCUC